AACUGUCAUCAUCCACUACCUGUCACCACCUGCAAAGCGAAAGAGAUACUCUGCCGUGACCAUGUCUGCAUGCGAGUGGCUCUGUGUUUGACUUGAGUAAUCAUUUUUCUGAUCACCUUUUCUUUUUUUACUCCCUACUUUUGAAAGAUGAUAUCUGUACUUACUGGAUGGAUGAAGAUUCAUAAAAAAGAUACUGUCUGUGAUUGAGUGAGAUCUUGAGGGGUUAUAAUGUGGGGAAAAAACGGGGACAGGCAGAAACGUGAAGAACAUGAUCCAAGGAACUGAAUCUUACUUUCACUUUCACUGGGAGGAAAAUGUUUGUGAAGACUUUUGGAAUUUCUUAAACUCCGCUGACCUCAAUGAGAUGUUGUGGCACGAUCUCGAGAGAGCUAUUCACACCAGGCAUUCCAGGAAUCUUGCUCAACUGCAACAGUUUUGUCAAGGGAAAUGAUUCAAAAUUCAUGCUGGUUCUGCACAUCUGAUCUGCAACUCUACGAAACGACAGAUAUUGCUGUUAAAAGAGGCCUGACACUCUGCCUGUGUCUGUCUGUGAUGCAAAUGAGGGACAUUCUGCAACAGCUUUGCACACGGGUGGAAAAAUAAGUGUGAGUGUAAAUGCUACCCGCCUAUAGACCCACUGUCGCAUCACAUUCCUUCUGAUUUAAGAUUUGCAAGCUGUGCCACACUGAACUCGAGCGCUGAGAUGACGUUGGAUUUAAAUCGGCCCGUGCUAAUGUCAGGGAAAGGAAUUGGAGGAAAGAGAUCCAGUCGGGACAAUUGCUGCCGUUUUACAUGGUUAAAGUCCCUCAGUACCUGCUGGCGCUUUGGCUUCAAGAAUAUCGAACCUACGUCACAAUCGCUUUGCCAUCGGAAACUCAUUGAACUGUCUUCAAAAUGGUUCCUCGAGACUCAAGUGUCACACAUCGCUCAAGAUGGCAGCUUCCCCACUUGGUUCGUGGGCUUCCUCGCCAGAGAGGAUGCAGAAGAAAUCCUCAAAGAAAAGGACCAAGGUUGUUUCCUAAUCCGUCUCAGUGACAAAGCCAUCGGAUACGUUCUCUCAUAUAGAGGCCGCGAUCGCUGUCGACACUUUGUGAUAAACCAAAGUGACACGGGGCUCUUUGUUGUCCGCGGAGCCGCCGAGGAACACGACACAGUCUCUGAACUAAUCUGGCACUACAAGACGAGCCCCAUCGAGCCAUUUGGAGAGUAUCUCACAUCAUCGUGCUUUGAGGCACCUGCAGACGGGACGUAUGAUGUGAUUCGGCAUGCCGAAGCCAAGAAGAAAGUGGAAAGAAAUUCUGAGAAGCCAACUUUACUGUCGAAGAGCAAAACGAUGCUUGAGGAGGUGCCGCCAGUUCCAAGGAGGGGCAGAUACCAGGAAACUAGUCCACCCAAUAACCCCAACAGGAUUCUGUAUGCUCGUCUUAGAAAGAAACCAACCAGGCACUGUCAUGCAAGCCAGCAACACAUACAUAAGGACCGUUUGCCCAGCGCUACCGCAAGCAGACUUGUAGGGUGCACCACGCUGGAUCAGAAUCCCAAAAAGAGGCGUCCUGUGUCUGCACCUUCGUACUCUCUGCCUGUCUUGGCGGAUCUCACAUCUGGAGCGAGAUUUUCUCCAAAUACCACCAGGGGACCAUCAUCAUCAAACCCAUGCAGAAAACCUCCAAGCAGUCACAGCACUAACUUCCUGAAUAAUGACGCCAUCUAUUUUCUGGCCGGCAGGCCCGAUAGGCCUCACCUUACAAGCAUAGAAACCACAUCACACACACCGCAUCACCUUACUAACCCAGUGUAUGCCGAGAUACACACCAAAGCCUUCGGAGGCUGCUUUUCUCGUGAUGACACCUACGAGAUCAUCCCCGGCAUAGAGGACGCAUUCAAACCUGAAAUAUUGAGCAACACGUAUGAGUCAGUGGAGGAUCUCAAUCAUUUGCUGUCCAGUAAGUAAAGUAGUACAGUUUAAAUGCUUUUAUGCGGUAUACAAGAAACCCACCUCCAUAAUUGAAUUAUGCAUAAAUAUUGGACAGUGUAACAGUGUACAAAUCCCUCUGUGUCGACAGUGAGCAAAUUCCAAUUUUUCAGAACUAAAAAAAAAGUGUUUGUGUCUCACAGUAUACAUCAAUCAGGUUCAAAGGUGAACAUUAUAAAAUCAACCUACAGCCAUCGCUGUGUGUAGGUAUAUGAGAUUCAAUAACUACUUGUUUUUGUUUUUAGAUUUUCAAACACACUGUUUCAAAUUACACCAAUUGCUUCUAUUUAGUGGGAAAAAAUAUUUAGUGGGAAAAAAAACUCAUGCCAAAUAUUAAAAGAGUGUUUGGUCAAACUGGACCAAAAAAAAAAUUUUUUUUAAAUCUGCGAAAUAGCGGGUCCAUGAACCUGGAACCCUUGACAGAGGGUGCUUUAAGAUCACACAAAAGUGUGGAAAUGGUAACAUCCGCACUUUUCAAUUAUACCUCAACUGGUAAACCUCCUGUGUGAAAAACGCCAAAAUGUAUAUAAUGUAUAAUAAUGUAUGUAUAUGUACAUAAUAUAUAGAUGGAUUUAAGAUGUGAAAUUUUCCAGAUAAUGGCGCGAACGGCCAAAACAUACAUUUGACGUUUUAUUUUUAUUUGUUUUGUAUUUACAAUUUGUCCAAUGGGGCGGCCCGGUAGUCCAGUGGUUAGCACGUUGGCUUCACAGUUCAGAGGUACCGGGUUCGAUUCCAGCUCCGGCCUCCCUGUGUGGAGUUUGCAUGUUCUCCCCGGGCCUGCGUGGGUUUUCUCCGGGUGCUCCGGUUUCCUCCCACAUUCCAAAAAAUAUGCAUGGCAGGCUGAUUGAACACUCUAAAUUGUCCCUAGGUGUGAGUGUGAGCGUGGAUGGUUGUUCGUCUCUGUGUGCCCUGCGAUUGGCUGGCAACCGAUUCAGGGUGUCCCCCGCCUACUGCCCGGAGACGGCUGGGAUGGGCUCCAGCACCCCCCGCGACCCUAGUGAGGAUCAGGCGGUACGGAAGAUGAAUGAAUGAAUGAAUUUGUCCAAUGGAUGACAUUUAUAUUCAUGUGCUGAAUGUGUGGAACGACAUAUUAUUCAAUAAAUGACUGCAAACCUUUUA
Messenger RNA from Hippocampus zosterae (dwarf seahorse), 3091 nucleotides. RefSeq lists its product as uncharacterized. Bases 704 to 1951 code for a protein of 415 amino acids. The record is from RefSeq and is a predicted model, not a curated record. The transcript is spliced from 8 exons. Lineage: Eukaryota; Metazoa; Chordata; Actinopteri; Syngnathiformes; Syngnathidae. Gene Ontology annotation, cellular component: cytoplasm.